GACUUCAGCCAUAUACCAUCUAGGAGAAUAAUGCAGCGUGUUUUACAAAGGGAAUUAUAAGCGUUAGUGACGUGUGUCAGCGUAUUUUCAUAAAUGCGCAUGUGUCAUUGCGUGUUUUUCUUAUGAAGUAACGCACCAAUAGUAUACUUAUAGACAGAAAUUCUCAAACCUGCCUUCGAAUAACUUCUAUUCAUCUGCAAGAGUACAGAAUUAAAGGGCAGAUGGAAAAAGACAGAUUAAAGACAUUUGUUACUAUAUUAUUUGUUGUCACUAUUAUUAGCAUGCUGAUUUUGGCAUACAUAGACAAUCAGACUUAUUACAUGAGAUUCCCUCAACCCAGUGAUAAACAGAAAUCCACAGAGACUUUAAAUUCAAUAACGGCCAUCAAAAACUCAAAGCACUAUAUGGUGUCUGCCUUUAUCGACCACAGAGUGGGUGGGAUCAUUCGAGUCAUAAGCAUAAUCAACAGAAACAGUCUUCAGCCACUUUACUGUGUCUACUGCAACACUGAACAGGACUGUAAAACUGUAAAGGCAAAUGUCCAGAUACACAGGGAUCAUUUUGGUUUCCCUUUUGCUGCCUCAGAUGUGAUUUGUGAAGAUAAGCACUUGCAAAAUGCAAAACAUGUUCUCAUCUCAACUGAUAAAGAUUCAGCCAAUCUUAAAAAGGACUAUCUGCCAAUAAAAAAUAGAGUGAUAAGUGAGACCUUUAAAUUUAACUUCACAGUUUGCAUCUCCAACCUUUUUGGGGACUACAAUAAUGUACUGCAGUUUGCGCAAACUAUUGAGAUGUAUAAGCUUCUGGGCAUACAGCGAGUGGUAAUCUAUAACACUAGUUGUGGACCAGACCUGGAAAAGCUCCUACAGCACUAUGAAAGAGAGGGAAUACUGGAGAUUGUUUCAUGGCCUAUUGACCAAUUCCUUAACCCGUCCUCAGGCUGGAAUUUCAGGAAGAACAGUGGUGAUCUCCACUAUUAUGGCCAGUUGAUAACACUCAAUGAGUGCAUAUACAGGCACAUGUAUCAAUCCAAGUAUGUUCUCCUGAAUGACAUUGAUGAGAUCAUCAUGCCUUACAAGCAUGCCGAUUUGCCUUCUCUUAUGGAGGACCUUCAGUCUGCACAUCCCAAUGUAGGUGUGUUCCUUAUUGAGAACCACAUAUUCCCCAAAACACAGUUUGAGGACAGUGGAAAGUACAAACGGCCAGAAUGGAAUGAUGUCCCUGGAAUCAAUAUCAUGGAGCACAUUUACAGAGAACCUGAUCGAAAGAAUGUUUACAAUCCCACAAAGAUGAUUGUUGACCCAAGGAAGGUGGAGCAAACCUCAGUGCAUGUCCCCUUGAAAAGCAUUGGAGGUAAUUACCGUGUACCUUUUCAUGUGUGUAGAAUUGUACAUGUAAGAACUCCACUGCAGGGACGUCUUACAAAAGAGGAACUGGCUGUGGACAAAAGAGUGUGGGACUUUGAGCAAAAACUGAUACAGAAUGUUGACCAGACUUUGAAACAUUCAGGUUUACUUAGGCUUUCCAGUUGACAUGUUUGUAUCAUAAUGUCAUUCACAAUACACUUUUCCCCCAAACUCAUCAAAUUCAACUAUGAAUAAAGAAAAAGAUGAACAGAGGUAGAAAAUUCUGGAGACUGCUUAUGGGUUACGUAAACUGUCUGCCAAACAUUUUUGUUCUGGACCAAAUUUGAUUAAAGCCAUCUGUCAUAAGAAUGAUGCAACUGCAACAUUACUGCUGUAAACAAACCCAAAUGACAUGCUAUAGCAACAACAACAACAAAAAAAAAAGAACAUUUAUAAUCAACUGGGAACUCAGACCUGAAAUGUUUAACUGAUGCUGAUAUAUUGUGUUAAUUUCUCACUUGCAAGUGGUUAAAAUUUGUAAUACAUGUUUUGUUCUUAUUGUGCUUUUGUUCAUGUUUUGUUCAAAUAAAAAUAAACAAUUGCCAGGCCAGACUUA
This is a messenger RNA of Xyrauchen texanus (razorback sucker), 1959 nucleotides long. RefSeq lists its product as uncharacterized. The record is from RefSeq and is a predicted model, not a curated record. The transcript has 2 exons. NCBI's taxonomy places the organism in Eukaryota, Metazoa, Chordata, Actinopteri, Cypriniformes, Catostomidae. Bases 222 to 1529 code for a protein of 435 amino acids.